CAUGCUUGAUCGGAUCGACGUAAUUAGGAAAAUAACAAAGAGAAGUUGUUGCUGGGAAACCUACAUUAUUAGAUUGCAGGGAUAAAAGGAUUUCCAAAAUGGCGAAAAAGUUGCUUGUGAAAUUAUGGGGCUUUCGACCGAUUUUCUACGCUGUAAUAACUCGUGUUUUGUUCUUUAUUCAUGGAUUUCUGUCUGUGUGGCUUCUGGCACACUGUUUGAAUUUGAUAGAGUACUGGGCAACCAUUUUGGGCAUAGUUUUGUUGUUCUUCGAGAUGGUUUACACGUUACUUGCUCGCAAAGGACAAGAAUACAAGUACUUUUGGCCAAGCUGUUUCUUCUACAUGUCUACAAUGAUUCCUGUGAUAUGGAUUUUAGAAAUAGACCUUCUGGAACUGCGUAUAAAUCCAACAGAGCCACCAAGUGUAAAUGGAACUGUACAACCUCAAGGGAAUAUUCCUGGGUGCCUUGGAAAUGUGAGUACAUCAAUACUGGCCAAACAGAUUUGUGAACUGGGUCUGAUCAUUGGAAUAAUCAUUGGAAGAUGGCUUCUACCAAGAGGUGAGAUAACCCGUGACCAGCUGUCCGCUCUUUUACUGGGUUAUGUUGGCACUGCAGCAGACAUUCUUGAAUUAUUUGAAGUCCUUCAAGAAGAUGUUGUCCAAACAGAGAAGUCAGUGACAUAUGCAGUGCUUGGUGUGUAUACAUGGAGCUUGUUACAGUUCUGUCUUGUCACCACAGCCACAACUGGAAAGAACAACCAGAUAAGAAUCACAAACAACAAGGUUUCACCUGAUGAUGUCAUAAACCGGAAAAUAAGUCUCCAUAAGUAUGAAAAAAAAGAAGAUCUCAAGGAGAGAUACAUUCAGAGAUUGCAGAUGAAACGUCGUCAAACAGAAAUGAAUGUCUUGCGUGGAAAGGGAUACAAAGGUGAAAAGAAGGAGAAGAAAAUUUACCCAAUUACAACUGCCAGGGGAGAGGUGAAAGAGAUAUCUCGUCGUGAAAUGCUGCUUCAUGGUGACAUAUUUGGCAUCCUGACUGGUAUCUUCAUGCAAGAUGGACCAUUUUUGAUUCUGCGACUGCUUUUGAUUAUUAAUUACCAGGUAUACAGUGAGAUGCAUAUUUUCUUCACAUGUAAGAAUGCCAUUGCUUUGAGUCUGCUGGUGUAUAGGUUGUGUAUCCUGACAUGUACUGGUGAAGAUGAGAAGGACAUUGAACAUGAGGAACAGGAGUCCAGGUUACAAAAUGUCCAACAAGCAGUGUUAAGCGAGAACUUUAAGAGGGCAGGUGCCAUACAACUGGCAGGUUGAUGGCAACUGUAAGGUUUUUACUUCUAUUUAAUGUGGCUUUGUUACAUGUUUGUGCUUUGAUGAAUCAAGACCACCCACAAUAUAAAGCACAGUUUUUCUCUGUUGUGACUGAAUAGAAAUGUAUUUGUGACACUUUUGUUGCUAAAAUGGCCAAGGUUAAAUCUAGUAUUACUGCAACGGAAAACAGUUGCUGAAAAACACCUGCAAGCAAUUUGUUUGUAGGAUUAAAGUCAACAAUCCUGAGCAGAAAGAUCCUGCCUUUUUGGGUACUCAUUUGCAGUUAGUUGGCCGUUUUAAUCCAACAAAGCACCACAUUGUACAUAGCCUACUCAAUGAAGAGACAAUAACUAUGCCUUGGAUGAAUGUUUUCUUUGUAUGAGGUAACAAAUUAAGAAUCUGCACUGUACAUCUAAACUAAUGUACUGAUGUGAACUUAAAUGAAAUAUGCAUUGUAUCAUUUAAGACUGUGAUCACUCUGUAACCAUCCCCCGGUAAGCUCAAUUGGUUAGAGCGCUGGAGUGUGUUGUGUGGGAGGUCGAGGGUUCAAGCCCUGGCCGGACCAACACUCGU
Messenger RNA from Stylophora pistillata, 1877 nucleotides. RefSeq names its product transmembrane protein 26. The record is from RefSeq and is a predicted model, not a curated record. NCBI's taxonomy places the organism in Eukaryota, Metazoa, Cnidaria, Anthozoa, Scleractinia, Pocilloporidae.